AAUGAGUCACCAUUGUUGUUGUUUUAAAGGAGGUUUGCUUAUCCCCACGUCCACGGAAGUGUCGACGACAAAAAGAAAAGAGAUUGGUGGGACCCUCCUUGAUGGAUGGGUGUUCUGUUGUCGUCGUGUGAUUUGAAGGGAGUAACAGCGAUAAUGGAUUUGGUCUGAUUGUGACAGUGUUGCAAGAUUCAUGCAUGAAUGGGAUUUUAGAUUGAAUUGAUGACGGAGUGAUUAGUUAAGGCCUUAUCUUAUUUUUUUUAUUGGGCUAAUUAUCGUGGGCCCAAUUUAAAGGAAAAUAAGCUUUUGUAAGAACCAGAAGUGUUUUUUUGCCGACAAAGUUAAUCGGCUCAACCUCAACGGUCAGGAUUUUGUUCCAGGGUGACAGAAACUUAUUUUGUAUGUCAUUAGCAUUUCCACAAUACAAUUUUAUUUUAUGUAAACUCUGUUUUAUCACACUAAAUUUUGUCCUAACCCUCUCUUUAUUUUUACCUUUAAGAAGAAUAUCAAUAAUGUAUUUCUCUGUUCUUUCUUUUACAAUUUUUUUUAAUAAAAAAGUGAAGUUGAUUUGUUUAUAUGUCAUAAUUUCAUACAUGUUGCUAUUACUACUUUUCUGCACAGGGACCAUGUAUGUUCAUCUAGUACUUAAUAAAAUAUGUUGAUGGGAAAAGAAAGUAAAGUUGAAUUUAUGUAUAUCUAAACUAUACAAUUAUUAUUUUUACUCUAAAAAAUGAAAAUGCUAUAAAAGUAGAAUUGGCAAUAUUUUCUUUUUAUUUAUAAAAUGAAAUUAGUCUUGAAAAAUUGUCAAAUUAUGAAAUAUGUGUGUGUUUUCAACAUGUCAACAAUUGAAAAAGAUUAUGAAAAUGUGUACAGAUGUAUCUCUUCAUCGUAAGAAUGAGUUUACAUUCUACGAAUGUGUUUUUCAUGUUAAAACGCAUUAAAAUUUAAAAGAUUGUGAAAUUGUAUAAGAAUUAGUUUUAUCAUUUGAAAAGUGUGUCUUGUUAUUCUUUAAAAUAUAUUAGUUUUAUAGAGUUGUGCCUUUUCAUUAUAAAAAUUAUACUAGUUUUAAAGAAGUUGUCAUAUUGUAAUGUACUAUACAAAAAUAACUGUAUCAAAUCUGAAAAGUUGUCACUAUUCGUAUAAAAAUCUGACAAUGGUUUUCAAAAGAUUGAAAUACUGAUAAACGUAAGAGAGCAUAUCAUAUCUCUGCAAAUUAAAAAAACAAAAAGAGUUCAAAGCAAAAAAAUAAAAGAAGCCAUAACAUAAAUGCAUAUUCAACUGUAAACAAGAUACACACAUGUUGCCAACCGAUGUAUGUGAUAUCGAUGGAAAUCUGAAAGAGUUAACAAUAUCAAAGAUUAUGCAUUUCAAUAACAAAACUGAAAUUAGUUUUUGUUUUAAAAGUUGUCAAAUGAUGAAAUGAUGUGUGUUUCUAUAAUUACAUGUAUCUUUUAAACAUGAAACGAUUAGAAAAAUUUACGAAAAAUGUGUAUAGAUGUGUUUUUCAUCCUAAGAAUUUGACUUUACAUCCUAAGAAUGUGUAUUUUCAUGCUAAAAAUGCAAUAAAGUUUGUGAACAUAUUUAAGAAAAAGUCUUCUCAUCUUAAAAAUAUGUUUUUUAUUCUUUAAAACCUAUUAGUUUUAAGAGUUUGGAAGAUGUAUAUGUCAGUCAAAAUUCUGUCAUUUAGUUUAUUAUAAAUUCUGUUCUUUCUUUGCUUAUUUUUUGCUUAUUUUUUUCUCGUCAAAACUUUUUUGUUUUUCAUAUAGUCAAAGUUAAAAUUGAUUUUGGAUCUUCGUUCAUCAUUGAUUAUUCACUAAAGUAUGUCAAAUCGUAUUUAUCUGUUUUUAUGAUUUUCAUCGUUGAAUUUGACUUUAUUUUUCAAAACAUGUAAAUCGUUUAUAAAAACACUUCUUUUAUUCUAUAAAGAGAACAGUUUAAGGAAAUUUUUCACAAAGAUAAAUUUUCUUUGCUUUGUAUGGAUUUUCUAUUACUUAAUAAUACUAAUUUUAACUUUCAAGAUUAUUAAUUGAUCUUAUUGUAUUACUAUUGGGUUACCUUUAUUAAAAUUGAUAUUUAGAGAAAAUGAUUCAUUUUAUGAUGCAGUUUUCUUCUUCUUAAUGUGUAUUAAUAUUUAUAAAAUAAUUGAGAAAUAUCAUCUUCGUGAAAAAAAGAGAGUAGAUUUUUUUAUCUAAACCAUAUGAAAUCCCGUUUGAUCAUAGUUCUGGUCUUAUUUGGACAUGAUUUUAUCUAGGUCUAGAUUAUGGAUGUAAAACAAAAGUUUGUUUGGAUUUUUAAAGCCAAUUCAAUUCAUAAACAAAUACUUUGUUUUAACUUCCUCUUAUUUGAUUACUUGCCUUGGGAUCAAAUAUGGAUAAAAUGAAACCAUAGAAGCAGACUCUCUUGCUUUAGGGACAAUUUAUAUGUAAAACAAAAGUUUCAUUUAAAUAAUUUUUUUGUUUAUUAUUUUUUUUAUCCCAAUCAUCUUUAGUUGAUGCCGAUUUUCAUUAAAAUUUUGUUCUAAAUAUAAAAUUCAUAAUUGUAUAAAAUUCAUGCUAAUUUUUAAUAUGAUUUUACAUUAUUAACGAAAGAAAUAAAACUUUAAAUAAGAACUAAUUUAAAAAUAAACUUAAACUGAUUUUCUUUUUAAAAAAAUUCCUCAAUAUAUUUAUUGAUAUACACAAGUGUUGUUAUUAUUAUUAUCCCAAAUUAGUAGUAUUAAAUAAAAUAAUUACUGUGAAAUAUUUUCAUAAUCUAUCUACAGAUUCAUGUUACCAAAAAAAGAAAAGAAAAUAUUUAACUAAGGCAAAAAAUGCUACAUUCGACGAAAUUAAAUAAUUAUCAUUUGAUUUUUCCCGGUUUUUUUCUUCGUAUCUCUCCUUUGUAAAUCGCUAGACAAUGGUGAUGAGGCCGAUUUCGAAAAACGUCUUAAUUUACAGACACAGCCUUUGUCUCAGGCUUAACUCUACGCUUGCUCUCUCUAACUACAAACCCAAUCCACCGACGACAACAACAAGCACAACCAUCUUCCAAUGCAAUUCUCAAAUCUCGAAGCUCGCGAGAAACGGCAACCUCCAAGAAGCCGAAGCCAUCUUCAAAGCAAUGCCUCAGAGAAGCAUAGUCUCGUGGAACGCGAUGAUCUCUGCCUACGCGGCGAAUGGCAAAAUGAGCAAAGCGCGCCAAGUGUUCGACGAAAUGCCUGUGAGAGCUACGACUUCUUAUAACGCGAUGAUUACGGCUAUGGUUAAGAACAAGUGCGAUAUGGUGAAAGCUCACGACUUGUUUCGCGAGAUGCCCGAGAAGAACGCUGUCUCUUACGCGGCGAUGAUCACUGGUUUUGUUAAGGCGGGGAUGUUUGAUGAGGCGGAGUGUUUGUACGGUGAGACGCCAGUUGAGUUUCGUGAUCCCGUUGCUUCGAACGUUUUGUUGAGUGGGUAUUUGAGGGGAGGGAGGUUAGAGGAGGCUGUACGUGUGUUUGAAGGUAUGGGGGUGAAGGAAGUGGUGUCGUGUAGCGCGAUGGUUGAUGGGUUUUGCAAAAUGGGGAAGCUUGUUGAAGCUAGAAGACUGUUUGAUGAGAUGUAUGAGAGAAAUGUGGUUACUUGGACUGCUAUGAUUGAUGGGUAUUUUAAAGGCGGGUUUUUUGAAGAUGGGUUUGCUCUGUUUCUGAGGAUGAGGCGAGAGGGAGAUGUUAGUGUUAAUGCCAACACUUUGGCUGUUAUGUUUAAAGCUUGUAGAGACUUUGACAGAUACAUAGAGGGGAGUCAGAUUCAUGGGUUGGUUUCACGGAUGCCUCUUGAGUUUGAUCUGUUUCUAGGGAACUCCAUGAUCUCGAUGUACUCUAAGCUUGGUUUUAUGGGAGAGGCGAAAGCAGUGUUUGGCGUGAUGAAGAACAAAGACUCUGUUUCCUGGAACUCGUUGAUCACGGGUCUUGUCCAGCGGGGACAAGUCUCUGAGGCUUAUGAGCUUUUCGAGAAGAUGCCGAGUAAAGACAUUGUAUCAUGGACAGAUAUGAUCAAAGGGUUUUCCGGAAAAGGAGAGAUCUCCAAAUGCGUGGAGCUGUUUGGGAUGAUGCCUGAGAAGGACGACGUGACGUGGACUGCUAUGAUAUCUGCUUUCGUGAGCAAUGGAUGUUACUCGGAAGCUGUUUCCUGGUUUCGUGAGAUGCUCCGAGGAAAGGCUUUUCCGAACUCCUACACUUUAAGUAGCGUCCUCAGCGCAGCAGCUAGUUUGGCGGCGUUGGUUGAAGGACUACAGAUCCACGCUAGAGUAGUGAAGAUGAACAUGGAGGAUGACUUGUCUGUUCAGAACUCGCUGGUGUCUAUGUAUUCAAAAACCGGAAACGCGCGUGAUGCUUACAAGAUCUUCUUAAGCAUCGGUGACCCCAAUAUUGUUUCUUACAACACGAUGAUCAGCGGGUUUUCUUACAAUGGUUUCGGUAAGGAAGCGGUUAAACUGUUUUCAGGAUUGGAAAGUACAGGAACAGAGCCGAACAGUGUUACCUUUCUUGCUCUGUUAUCAGCUUGUGCUCACGUUGGAUACGUUGACUUAGGAUGGAAGUACUUCAGCUCCAUGAAAUCUUCGUACGGCAUUGAGCCAGGACCUGAUCAUUACGCGUGUGUGGUUGAUCUUCUUGGAAGAGGGGGAAUGCUUGAUGAAGCAUAUCGCUUGAUCUCUUCAAUGCCUUUUGAGCCUCACUCUGGUGUUUGGGGAAGCCUUCUCGGUGCAAGCAAGACUUGUCUGCGUGUCGAUCUAGCAGAGGUUGCUGCUAAGAAACUAAUUGAGCUUGAGCCUGAUAGCGCAACACCUUAUGUUGUAUUGUCUCAGCUCUAUUCACUUGCUGGGAAAAACAGAGACGCUGAUCGGAUCAGGAGUAUCAAGAAAUCGAAAAAAAUAAAGAAGGAUCCUGGUUCUAGCUGGAUUAUAAUAAAGGGUAAAGUACACAAUUUUCUUGCGGGAGAUGAAUCUCAUUCGAGUCUGGAAGAGAUAGCGUUCACAUUGAAGAUGAUUGAAAAGGAUUACAAAUUGAUUUCUAUAAGCCAUGGAAGUAGUAUUCAUCACAGUGAAGCCUGUAAGGAGGUGCAGAGGAAUUAUUCAUAACUGAACCAAGCUCUGUUAUUGAGAGAGAGAGAUUAUGGAAACUUAUUUGAUUGUUUUGAUGGUCUGUUGUGGUGUCUUUAUUGCGUUGGCUUUAUUGGUGCCAUGUUGUUUGGAGAAGAAGAAGAAAACAGGCACUGAUGGUUCUGUGCUAAAGCCCAACAACCAGAGAGGCAGGGCUGUAACAAGCAGCAAUGGUGACUUCAUGUUUUAUCCAGCUGCGGCAGCGUCUCUUCCUACUAUCUCUGGUUCUGGACCUUCUGGUCACCAUCACAGCGCUCAUAAUCACGGUGGUGGUGGUGGUUGUGGCGGCGGAGGGCAUCAUGGUGGUGGAGGAGGAUGUGGUGGUGGUGGAGGAUGUGGUGGUGGUGGUGGAGGAUGUGGUGGCGGUGGUGGCGGGGGAUGAAGUUAGUUAUGUAUAGCGAUGAGUAGUUAGAUGAUGCUGCUAUGAUUUGGGUAGUUAUCUUGAAGUUAUUAUAUUCUUUUUGAUUUGUGUGUGUUUCCGUGGUCUUGGAUUUGUGUUUUUGUUUUCUUUUUCUUUUUAAAAUUCUACUAAAUUAAAUCUCAUAUUUUCUGAUCUACACUAUUAUUUGCAAAGUAAUUUUUAGCAACGAAUGCUCUUACGUUGAAAGUUAGGGUGAUUAAUAUCUAUAUUACCCUUAAUGAAUUAUAUAUAUAUAUAUAUAUAUAUAUAUAUAUGUAUAUAUAUUAAUUAUAUAAUUUAAAACAAUAAGAUAAUUUUUAUAUAUUGUGUUGUUAUCUUAACACAUAUUUUUUAGUUAUAAAUUUUUAAAAUAAAAUAUAAAACAAUUAAUAAAUUUUAAUUAAACAUAUAUAUUUAAUUAAUUUUUGUAUAUAUAUAUGUUUUAUUUAAUUUUUUGAAAACAUAAAUAAUAAAUUAUGAUACUGAUUUUGAAUUAAAAAAAUAAACUAAUAAAUAUUUAUAAACGAUUAAGUCCGCAUAUGCAGAUAAGACACCUAGUUUGAUUAAUAUUAUCUAAAGAGUUUUAUAUCUACCAUAGAUCAAGAUAAUGUGAGACUGUAAUAAUAUAAUAUAAAAUUUACGAUAAUUAAUAUACUAUAGCAUAAAUGUUAUGAAUAAAUUAAUAUAAUUUCAUAAUCUAUAAAUUAUGAUAUUUAAUACAUUAUACUAUACCUAUUUAGCAUUAUUAUAAUUUGUAAUCGUUCAAGUCUAACUAAUAAAUUUACUUCCGAUUAAGCGUAUAAGCGUAUUAUGUGUCAUGUUGAAUCGCCCUUUAUUAAAAUGGUAUUAUAUACGUAUUAUAUACGUAUUAUUUAUACAUUAUUUUCACUAUAUCUAUCAAUCUGUAUAUGUAGUUUGUUCUCUUCAUAAUUACCCAUACAACUAUAUGUAUUUUUAUUAUUUAUAGUUUAGUUAUUUUUGAAAUUAACACCAUGUGGACGUACAUAAAAUAUUUGAUUUAUAUAUACUGCCAACUAAUAUUUUUUAUAGUUACGUACCAGUUAUUAAAAUAUGGUAAAUGUAGAUCAGAUAUUUUCCUUCCGACAAUAUAGAUUAGAUUAUGCAUGGUUAUGUCCGGAUGAUGACGCACUAAUGCACAUAGCACACCACUAAAACUAUAUGUCAUGGUUUAUAUAAGUCGAAAUUUUCUUAUUUGAAAAUAACAAAAAAUUAUAAAUAGUUUAGAUACACAUGUACGUUAUGCAUACACAUAUUGCAUAAGUACUUAAAACAAUUUUUUUAUUCUUGAAAACAAGCAAAACUAAAAAAAGGAAUUGGAUGGGAAAAUUAUUACAUGCCAACAAAUUCGUUUUAACCACCGAUAUCGCCGCCAUAACCACUGCCUAGACAUGCGAUGCUUUCUUUGCCAUCUUUCUUAGCUUUGUGGUAGAGAAAGUGAGUGAGCCAUAAGAGGAACAUGAACAAGAGAAGCCCUCCAAACGCUAUAAACAAAAUCACCACAGGGUUCAUCUUUAAUUUUCUUGCUCGUAGUGAUUGUACGUUCACUUUUCAUAUUGGGAAAUAAGAAGAUGUGUGUAUAUAUAUAGAGAUGAAGAGCCUAUCAUUGACUUAAUUUUAUAAACCAACUCGUUCAUUUUGUAUUAAGGUUUGUUUGAUUUCCAUACGGAACCGGAUAUUUAUUUGUUGUUACGUUUAGCUUUAUUCAAACCCAAAUUGAAGGGAAUCUUGAUUAAUAUUGUAAGCUUGUAUUGGUCAGAUCACGGAUUAUUGAACCGAUAUUUCUUGCUUAUAUAUAUAAAAUAAUUCUCUAAAAAUCAUUCUACAAAUUAAAUAUUUGUUUCAGUUUGAUUUUUCGUUGUUUAUUUUAUCUUUGACUAUUUGUAGUGAAUCAAUACAUUUUUGGAAUUGUUAUCUGGACAUCAAGUAUCUGGCCAGAGCCCAUCUGAAUCACGAUCAACUGGUACAGGUGAAGCUUUUAUAACCUUAGUUCAUGUCAAUUAAAUAAAACUCCAACGAAGGAUAUAAUUUGAAAAUGUAGUAAUUUCUUUGAUAAAUAACCAAGUUGUAAAGCUAACGUGUAUGAGUGUAUCAACUCCCCGGUAAUAAGUGAAAUGAGAUUUAGUUAAUUCUCCAACAUCAAUAGGAGCUUUUUGGUAACAUGGACAACGUAAUGCAUUACUUAAAUGUACCUUUGUUGAUAUAAAUUAUACACUACAACUUAGGUUGUCAUUUAAAGGAAAAUCUGAUUAUAUUAACAGAAAUUAGCCCUUUUUUAGUUUUUGUUACAAAAAUAAUCAUUUAAUAAAAAAAAUGGUCAUAAUAAAUUUUAUUAAAAGGUAAAAAUACAUUUUAAUUAAGGUUAACUAGUGUUAACUAGUCUAGACUUAGGAUUUAGAGUUAAGAGAUGAGGUUUUGGAGAUAUGGUUUUAAAUUUUAAAAAAUAAAAAAUAAAUAUUAAAAAUUUCAAAAUAAAAAUGAGUUAUUUUGUGACAAAAAUUUAGAAAGAACUACCAGAGAGAAUUGCUUUUAUAUUAAAUACACACCGCAACGAAAAUAGCAUUAAAAAGGUAAAAUUGCAUCCCAUGUACACAACUUUUUCCAUAAUUAACUCAAUACCCUAAAUUCUAUACCAUGGUAUUUUUGUUAAUAGACAUACAACUUAUUACAUUAUGUGUGUAUUUACCUAAUUUCCAAUUUCUUUGUGGUUUUUUAGCUAAUCGGCUCUUAAAAAAAUUCGAAAACAUGAGUACACAUAUAUUAGGAAAAGCAAACAACAACUUGUGUCGCGAUGUACGAUCUCUUUCCAUCCGUAUCGUCAAAAGUAGAAGGUAACAAUAGAGAGAAUUAGUAUAUUAUAGUAAUUUUGUUGAUAAUAUCCCUAGGACUCGUCGAUUUUUGUAUUCUCUUGUUCUGUAUUGUAAUUUGAUUCUCAGAUUGAAGAAGAAAUUGAACAUCUCCAUAUCUUUAUAUAUGCGGUUUCUAAUCAGACAAUAACGUUAGUUGUUCCGUAGACAAUUGACAUAUUAUCUUGUAAAUUAGUUUGGAUAAAAUAAUUAAAUGUGUCAAGUAAGCAAGUUCAGACUUGUGAUGAACCAUUCACUUAAGCAAGUUGAGACUUGUGAUGAACCUCUCUGCGUUUGAUAAGUCUGUAGUUUGUAUAUAAAAACUGAUCAGUUUAAGCUAGUUGAAACAUGUGAUUAACAACUCUGCUUGUCCUUAGUUUUAAAUUUGAUUAUUCGUUAAUAGAUAUAAAAUCUAAUUUAUAGCAUAUUCUUGAAGAUUUUAUCAUUAAAAAUGAUGUCAGCCAAUACAAAUUCAAAAAUUUUAAGAUUAUAUGACCGUUCUAGUAUGGAAAUUAUAUCCAUUGACUCUAAAAAGUCUUGUUCUCAUUUAUCCCAAAUCGGAAAUAUCAAUCAAAUAUGUUCUAAAAUAAUCAAGUUGAAGUAUUCGUCCACAUGAUCCGCUUCAUAUUCCAAAUUAAAAGUUGCCUUUUUUGGUUGGGUUAUCCGGUUAACCUACAUGGACGCUUGUUUCUGACUUUGUUUCCACAAUAGUUAGUGUAGAAGUAAACCUACAACCUCAUAAGUGUGUGUUGUUUACCUUAUCAUGAAAAUAUUGAAAUAUUUUUGUUUACCUUAUCAUGAAAAUAUUGAAAUAUAGCCACGGGAAAAUUUUCAUAUUGCAUAAUUUGGAUGUAUACGUUAUAUAUUUACUUGAUAAUUCUAUACAAAUCCGACAUCAUCAAAUACUACAAUAUAUUGGGUAAAACGUUUAUUAGAUUUGAAUCAAUACAAUGUACACAGUACACAUAUAUUUAUUUAUCCACAAUACAACGUUAAUAUCUUACAUUCCUAUAAUC
Molecule: messenger RNA, 9392 nt
Organism: Brassica rapa (field mustard)
Lineage: Eukaryota; Viridiplantae; Streptophyta; Magnoliopsida; Brassicales; Brassicaceae
Product: pentatricopeptide repeat-containing protein At1g53600, mitochondrial
Biological process (GO): RNA modification
Molecular function (GO): RNA binding; protein binding
Source: RefSeq, a predicted model, not a curated record